AUGGACAAAACCCUAGCCACCCAAAGAAGCACGAAGGAAAACCCCAAUCCAAUCUGCGACGAGAAAGCACCACCAUGCACCACAGACCCGCGCCCCACAACAGCAAAGGCUCCAGCAAACAACCCACGUGCCAGCCCACAGAAACCACCACAACCACACACGAAAAAACCAACCAGAACCGCAAUCGACCAGACGAAGCAAGCCACGAGAAACCCCAGAAACCCGCCCAAAGAAAACACCCAGCGCAAACCCCAACCCCCAAAACCCUCGCACCGAAAGCAAGGCACAAAAGAACAGCUAGACCAGGCCGCGAACAACACAACCAUCCCCCACAAGUCCAAAGACAAAAGCACGCCCGAGGAAAGCACAAACACCCCGCCGGAAACCCACUCCACACAGACCACCUACUUCCACCCAACGACCACCCACACCAAGCCCACAAAGGGCACCCAACCAACAUCCCACAGACGGAAAACCCACAACACAGCGAAUCAGACCGACAAAAAAAACCAGGCAGCGCCGAAAAACAAAACCAACAACAUCCCGCGAUGCGAGAAGGGAACGGCAGCCGGAAGUCAGGAAGAACAGAAGCUAACACCGACCGGAAAAAACAUAACAAGAAAGAGAGGGACCAAGCACAGCAAAAGAAGUGACGCCAACGAAACUAUCAAGCCGACGCCCACCGCACAAACUAACACAAACCAAUAUGCAACAAGCGAACAAAAAACUACGACCCCGCACCACAAGGCAACCAAAAUCAAAAACCAAAACCACCAUGCCGAGAGCAUGCCUCCAAAAGACGCCUUCAAGAUGCGCGAGACCGAAAGAAUUGGCCCAACAAACAAAAAACACAGCCCCAACAAGCGGAAGCCACAAACCGCACUAUACCUACCCAAGAAAACACAAACACAACCACAGCACAACGAAGCCCAGCAUCAAGCCAUCCAAAAUGAACACCGGAAGCAAAAACCUGACCUCGCAACCAAAGAACCCACAUACUGA
Messenger RNA from Mytilinidion resinicola, 1002 nucleotides. RefSeq lists its product as uncharacterized. The transcript has 2 exons. The record is from RefSeq and is a predicted model, not a curated record. NCBI's taxonomy places the organism in Eukaryota, Fungi, Ascomycota, Dothideomycetes, Mytilinidiales, Mytilinidiaceae. Bases 1 to 1002 code for a protein of 333 amino acids.